Molecule: messenger RNA, 2840 nt
Organism: Siniperca chuatsi (mandarin fish)
Lineage: Eukaryota; Metazoa; Chordata; Actinopteri; Centrarchiformes; Sinipercidae
Gene: serinc1
Product: serine incorporator 1
Exons: 10
Coding region: 391-1881 (496 amino acids)
Cellular component (GO): membrane
Source: RefSeq, a predicted model, not a curated record
AAAACCAUGGCAAGAUGAAAUGCAGUCUAUCGAGCUCUCAUUCUGUUUUUCAAACUGAAUUGAAGAUUGCAUUGCCACUUUGCAUACUGAAUUGGCAGGUGAAUAAAGAGGCCAACAAACUUCCAGACAUACAAAGGUUUGUUUUUCUUUGAGAAAGACAGAAAGAAAGACGUCUGGGGACGUCACGUGUUUCUGUCUGCGGGGGGAGACGCUGCAGGCGUCCUGUGGGGGGCAGCAACACGCCUAUCUGCAUGCCAACUACCGGAGCGUGCAUUAGAAGAAGAAGAAGAAGAAGAAGGAGAAGGAGGGCAUCAUCCGUCUUCCAUCUUCUGGGAAGCCAUCAGCCGUCUGCUCGAACGCUACACGAGAAAAGCCCAAACGUCAGCCAUCAUGGGAGCCGUUCUGGGCCUGUGCUCCGUGGCGAGCUGGAUCCCGUGCCUGUGCGGCAGCGCCCCCUGCCUGCUGUGCCGAUGCUGCCCCAGUGGAAAUAACUCCACAGUGACUCGCCUCAUCUAUGCCUUCUUCCUGCUGCUGGGAGUGGGUGUUGCGUGCAUUAUGUUGAUGCCCGGCAUGGAGGGGCAGCUGAAGAAGAUUCCAGGUUUCUGCGAAGGAGGGAUGGGUUCGUCUAUUCCUGGCGUGGAGGGACACGUUAACUGUGACGUGCUGGUUGGCUACAAGGCUGUGUACCGCAUUUGCUUUGGCAUGGCCAUGUUCUUCUUGCUCUUCUCUCUGCUCAUGGUGAAAGUGAAGAGCAGCCAGGACCCCCGAGCCGCGCUGCACAACGGGUUUUGGUUCUUUAAGUUUGCUGCAGCUGCUGCCAUCACUAUUGGAUCCUUCUUCAUCUCAGAGGGCCCCUUCACUACUGUGUGGUUCUAUGUCGGCAUGGCUGGAGCCUUCUGCUUCAUCCUCAUCCAGCUGGUCUUACUCAUCGACUUCGCCCAUUCCUGGAAUGAAUCCUGGGUGGAGAAGAUGGAAGAGGGCAACUCUCGCUGCUGGUAUGCAGCUCUGCUGUCCGUCACCGCAGUCAACUACUUAUUGUCUCUGGUGUCUCUGGUCAUGUUCUACGUCUACUACACCCACUCUGAUGGCUGCACUGAGAACAAGGCCUUCAUCAGCAUCAACAUGCUCCUCUGCAUCGCUGCCUCCGUCAUGUCCAUCCUGCCUCAGAUCCAGGAGUCACAGCCCAGGUCCGGCCUGCUGCAGUCCUCCCUGGUCACCCUGUACACCAUGUACCUGACCUGGUCUGCCAUGACCAAUGAGCCUGACAGGAAAUGUAACCCGAGCCUUCUGGGUAUUAUCGGGCUGAACAGCACCAGUCCUGCAGGUCCGGACCAUGUGGUUCAGUGGUGGGAUGCCCAGGGGAUUGUGGGACUGAUCCUUUUCCUCAUGUGUGUCCUCUACUCCAGUAUUCGUAAUUCGUCCAACGCCCAGGUGAACAAGCUGACUCUGACCAGCGACGAGUCGGCUCUGAUCGAGGACGGGCCUCAGACUGACGGCUUCGAGGAGGGCGGCGGUCUCAACAGAGCUGUGGACAAUGAGAAGGACGGCGUCACCUACUCGUACUCUUUCUUCCACUUCAUGCUGUUCCUGGCAUCUCUCUACAUCAUGAUGACGCUCACCAACUGGUACAGGUGGACUACCGUCACUCGAAUAUUCGUAUCACAUAUUCUUUGGAAUCCAGACCAAUACCUGCAGAGUAUUAAUCUGUCAGCUGAUGUGUUCCUCCAUCGUUCUCUCUGCAGCCCCGAAUCCAACUACGAGGCCAUGACCAGCAAGUGGCCGUCUGUGUGGGUGAAGAUCUCCUCCAGCUGGAUCUGCAUCGCCCUCUACGUGUGGACGCUGGUGGCUCCGCUGGUUCUGGUCAACAGAGACUUUGACUGAAACACACACUGUCCCGCAGCUCGUACACACAUUCAUGCUCUGCCUCACCUGUGUUUGUUUCCGCAAAGUCAGUAAAACAGUAGGUCGCCAACCCUGCAUCAGUUACCUCUGGGGGGGCCGGGGCUGCGCUCAGAUGGGCUGGACUGUUUAGUCUGGUGGCUGUGGCUCGUCUGUAGGCUGCUGCAGCCCAGUCUCCUCUGGUGUAUCGCCGUGUGAAUCCUCAGCAGCCUGUUGCAGUGGUUCCCCAUGCUGUUGCCAUUGUAAAUAUAUCCUGUGUGUUCCCAGUGGAUGAUUUGUUUUCUUUCUAUAAAGACAGAGCUGCAUGCUUUUCCUUUUUAAAACGUGACGUGACAUUAACAGUAGCUGUAUCUGAAGCUUCCCCCCUGCGGGCAGCAGCAGUUGAGCUGUGACUGUAGUAUUACAUUUGGAAAUGCUGCUACGUGUAAAAGAAGGGAGAAAGUGCUUUGCUGCUGCUGUUGUCGGAUGGACUGGAGUUGUGUAUGAGCAGGACUGCAGCUGUGGCACUGAGAGAUGAGAGCGACUCAUUGUAGUUCACUAACUAGUACUAGUAUCACCAGGCAUGAGCGGUGCUGCGUAGCUGUGUGUGUGUGUGUGUGUGUGUGUGUGUGUGUGAUUCUAGUUAUCCGCUAUCAUGUGUUAAAGCUCCACCAGCUGUGUGUUCACUCUGCAGCUUGCACACUCCUCAGCACAUACACAACAAGGCAUUCCUGUUUUUGUUGCUUCUGAGUUGCAUUGAAUUUUGACUUUAAAUGUAAAAUUGAAAUUGAUUGAUUGUUUGAAAACUUCUAGAUAAGUUAUUUGGUAGUGUUUAGCAUUAGCAUGGAGUUUCUCACAGCCUUGGCAGACAUAUUGUGGCUAUACAUCUGUUUGAUUGUCUCACCUGUGCUUUUAUCCUAAUGAUAUAUUGUAACUCGUUUAAUAAAACUGAUGAAAACGAA